Molecule: messenger RNA, 1182 nt
Organism: Marasmius oreades (fairy-ring Marasmius)
Lineage: Eukaryota; Fungi; Basidiomycota; Agaricomycetes; Agaricales; Marasmiaceae
Exons: 6
Coding region: 1-1182 (393 amino acids)
Source: RefSeq, a predicted model, not a curated record
AUGAGUCCGAAUCUGACUCCUUCCGUGGAACUCAUUUUCCUUGGGACGGGGACAUCUUCGAGCCUCCCUAGUAUAUCAUGUUUAACCCAACCACCGGAUGCAGAAACACGAGGAUGUAGGGCAUGUCUGUCAACGUUGGAACCGGAGGGGAAGAAGAAUAUCAGGAGGAAUACUUCAGCAGUUGUAAGAAUGAAGGAUAAGCUGGGUCGAACAAUCACGAUUGUCAUUGAUGCGGGGAAAACUUUCCAAGCAGCAGCUUUGGAAUGGUUUCCUAAGCACGGUCUCCGUCGAAUAGACGCGUUAUUACUGACACACGCUCAUGCCGAUGCCAUGAACGGACUCGAUGAUCUACGAGGGUGGACCUUGGGAGGCAGCAUACAAGGGCAUGUUGAUGUUUACUUGUCACAAGUAACGUUCCAAGAAGUCAAGAGGUCUUUUCCGUAUCUUGUUUCAAAAGAAUAUGCCUCGGGAGGGGGAGACGUUCCCGAUUUUAUAUGGCAUAUCAUCGAAGACGGGGUUCCGUUCGAGGUAAAUGACACAGGAGUGUUUGUUACACCCUUCUCAGUACAACAUGGCCGGUUUUUCUCUACUACUCCUUGCCCGGCCUACACUCCGACUCCGAACGGUUUAGUUGGGGACGCCGCACCUGUCGAAAUGCUUAAAAAAAUGAACAUCAACGGACUGGAGUCACCCAAACCUGCUCACUCGGUGCCAAAAGAGAUAAUACAGCCUUACCUCUGUUUCGGCUUCAAAUUCCAAGAGCACCUUGUCUAUAUUUCCGAUGUUUCUCAUAUACCAGAGCCUGCAUGGUCGAUCAUUCGAGGUGAGAAGGAUGGGAAACGCCCAACGGUCUGCGUUUUGGAUUGCCUGGGCCUGAAACGACACACGUCGCAUUUUGGGUUGGAUCAAAGUGUCGCCACUGCGAGGGAACUCGGUGCUGUGCGUUCAUACUUCGUCGGGUUCUCACAUCGUGUCAGUCAUGAGGAAUAUGUGACGAUCACAGAAGUGUUGGGUGGCAUGACCCAUGCAGAGGAGGAGCUGUCGGAGAUUGAGAAAGUUGGAAUAGGUCUGCUGGGAGAAGGAGAGGAAAUAUGGACGAGGCCAGCCCAUGAUGGGUUAAAAGUGUUGAUAGAUUCAGAGCUACGCGCUGUUAGAGACGAGACCUACGACCAAACCAAGUAA